AUGCCAAGCGUUAUCCGGAAGGUGUGCGACCCUCCGUCUAGUGACGCCUGCGAUGCCCCAAUGCUCAACGUGCAAAGUAGACGCCAAUUUAAGACAUCGGGAUCAGGAGACCUGGAGAAGUACGUUUCCCCGUCAUUUACACCAAUACUGCGCGAGCUUCUGCCAAGAAAUAAUACAGAGCUUGGAUUUGGCGGCAACUGGUUUUGGAGUUGCUAUUUUCAUGCACUGUAUGGAGAAGACUUAUUGGCCAACCUAAAUGGAACGGGCGUGAACUUGUCAGAGGAUUCCCUAGAUGCGCAAAUAGCCCUACGACGGAGGCUGGUGUCUUUGGCCGAUGCAAAGGAGACUGACGUUGCCAUUGAGCAAUGCUGCUCAAAACUCGAAACUAUUUGCGCAAUAUGCCUAUCACUUGUUUUGCAUGUUGCACAGCAGCCUAUGCUGGAAGAUGAACAGGGCCCCCAGGCCUUGGUGCUGUGCGCCACAAAAGAUCAAUGUGACGAAGUGCACGCAUUAAUCGAUCGCUUCGGGGCCGCGUUGCAUUUGGUGACACACAACUUAUUUGGCGUGUACCCUCCAAUGCCUGCUGGUAGACGCGCGGAUAUCGUCGUGGGAACCCUCCCACUCUGGGAAAGUGUGGCGCAGGUGAGCCCUCUCGCCAGUCACGAUGGCCUCGAGGAGAUCCUCUAUACCGUGGCGCACGAUUCGCGUUGGACUGCGUCAUCUACUCGAUGGAGGCCAUACUCACUCGAUUUCGUUGCGCAGUUGGUCCUCGUAGAUUUGGAGUUACAGCAAGCACUGGGCUACGAACCAAUGCUUCGACGGUUGUUUUUGGAACACAGAAGGCCCGCGUGGCCACCCUCGAAUCGUGCUAAUGAUAAAGCUGUUCAAAAAAACGGACGUGGUCGCUCUGCCCCAAGUGGGCUUCCGCAGGGAUGCCAACUCUACUGUUUGGUUGGUGGGUGCAAAAAUGGAGAAGGGCUGUUUGCCGCUUUGCGCACCUCGCGUGAAAGGGGUGGGGAAACCGCAAAUAAUGAAGGUUUGGCCCACAUUACACUGAAGUUGGAAUUCGUACAGCAGGAAACCAUGAAGGUCGAGCAUACAUCCACUAGUUCUCGCAAGCGAGGAAGGGAUGAUGAUGAUGAUGAUGAUGAUGAUGAUGAUGAUAAUAAUGUCGCCGCUCUUGAGGAGCAGACCUCAAAGGACCUCCCUAGGUUGGUAGUACAUAACGCACUCUCACACUCCCGGGUUUUACUUGAUGCAAGCGCCUUCGAGGACUUCGCGGCAGAGACUAAGCGCCGAGCUGAGGCUUUUUGGUCAAGGUUUGAGGUGACACCGUCCUCCCCCACCAAUAGAGAUGAUGCGGCGGCAGCGGCCGUUAUUGACGUGCAGAUGGCCUAUGGGUGCAUUGAAGUUGAUCGGGGACACGCAGAUGGCAGAGACAACAAUACCAACGCCGCCAAGGCGUGGUGUGUGGUGGAGACGGUGGCAAUCAUUACACCCGUCGAUGCAGGUGCUGCUCACCCGUCGCGAACUGCACUACUGUUGCGGCACCUGGAGGAUGAGCUUUCUGGGCAGAUAUUUGAUGGCAGCGUUGUGUACUGUUGUCACCAUUACGGCGUCAUAAGUGAGGUGACCCUGUCUGCCGUGACAUUGCAUGCGCUCUUUGCGUCAACUUCGGCGUCGCUUUCACAAAGGCCGGUGUUUUUGCGCCUGACGGAGAAAGAGGAAUUACGGCGAGACGGAAUGGAUGCAGCUACACGGCGCUCGGGUUUACGCCAAUUGGUAGCUCAAGCUUCUUUGUUGUCCAUUUCGUCGUCAUCGUCAUCGUCAUCGCCGUCGCCGUCACUGUUGAAUGUUGGUGAGGCGUGGAGCUUCCCACGGCAUAAAUUUCUCGACGACUUGCCCUUCCAGACGUGGCGUUCCGUCCUUGUCUUUCGACACAUCGCUGCGACGGCUCUGGCGUUUUGCGAUGCCGCAAGCGGCGCCAAGCCAACAGCCCUUCUGUUCUUGGAGGAAUGCUGCCAAUACGGAAAGGUUGUUUCGUACUUUGUGUAUGAGCAGCGGUGCGCGGAAAAGGACGAUGAAAAGUGUGUGCACUUCUUUGUGGAGUUUGCAACGCGCGAAGGGGCAAUAGAGGCUGUGCGGCAGUUCUCGCUGCGUCUUUCGAACGAGAGUCAGGAAGGGAAAUUUCCCACACACGUAAAACUGUUUUCCAGUGAACUGUACUAUGAGGGUGCCUUGGCUGAGCUACGCAAGCAACGAGACACAGGCGGGAACAGAGUUACUGGCCGUACAGUUGAGGAGGACGACGGCGACAAUGACGACGAUGACUUCAUCGACAUUUCACUUCUUGGUGAGUAG
Molecule: messenger RNA, 2361 nt
Organism: Trypanosoma grayi
Lineage: Eukaryota; Euglenozoa; Kinetoplastea; Trypanosomatida; Trypanosomatidae
Exons: 1
Coding region: 1-2361 (786 amino acids)
Source: RefSeq, a predicted model, not a curated record